This is a messenger RNA of Erythranthe guttata (spotted monkey flower), 1555 nucleotides long. The record is from RefSeq and is a predicted model, not a curated record. Lineage: Eukaryota; Viridiplantae; Streptophyta; Magnoliopsida; Lamiales; Phrymaceae.
AAAAAAGAUUUUUUUUUUUUUUUUUUUUGGGAAAUUUCUUCGAAAAUUGAGGAAAUCAAUUCAUGGGGUCGAGCAAUAGUCAUCUGGGUUCAUCAAAAUCAUCGUCAUCUUCAAGAAAUUUGUCUCGUUCCAGAAUCAAUCGCGGGGUUUCAUCUCUGUUUUGUGGUAUUUUCACUUCAAAGUCAACUUUCCAGAAAUUGGAUAAUCUUCCGGAGAAAUCUCCUCGAAACUCCGUAGUAGAAUCUUCUCCAGCCUUCAUAGUAGAAUCCUCGUCUGAAAUAAGCACGACUGCCGUCGAGGAAUCUUUCCUCGACUCCGGUCUUGUAAAUGUCCAAACAAGCACAGAUAUUAUCGAACAACAACUCCCACACCAGCCUGUCCAAGAAUCGGUCGAUGCUAUUUCGGACGAUUUAAGGCCGCUUUCUAUUGUUUCCGAUGCUGAUGUGGCGGCAACAGCAACAACUUCUUCUACUGGUCCGCAAUUUCUCGUUUCUGAAAUCGACCAAGAUCUCCUUCAUCUUAAUUUGGUGACCAUCCCUUCGAAUUAUUUAUCGGGAAAUUCCGAAAUAAAUAUCCGAGAAUCGAGGAGGAACAAUAGGAGGUUGUUUUGGGAUGCUCUAUCGAGACGGAGCUUUAGAAGGCCUAGCGGUGGGCCCCCCACAAUUGUUUUCGCAGCUAGUAUUGCUGACGAUGUGGGCCCCAAUGAUAGAUGGCUUCUUGAUUUUAGUGGUGAUGUAAAUUACGAAGGAGCCACCGGUCGUGAUCUUGAUUCAUUCGGUGCUAGAUUUCGUCGGAGGAACGAAAGAAGAUUGCUAAUGAGAUCGGAGGUUUCGGAACGAAGUAUAGGUGACAUUAACGAGGGGGCCCCACAAACUGCAUUCUGUACGUCUGGACUGCAUUUGGACGGUACAUGUUCGUGUGACUCGUUCUUUACACCCGAAGAAUCGACCAGUCUUGCAAGUAUUUCACGAAUAAUCGUUCUUGCUGAGGCAUUAUUUGAGGUUUUGGAUGAAAUUCAGAAUCAGUCUUUGUCACUUUCACUAUCUACUCUAUCACUCCCUGCCCCAGAAUCUCUCGUCGAUUCAUUUCCUCUCAAAUAUCACAAAUCAUUAAAAAAAUCCGACGAUGAUUCUGCUGAUGCUCAACCGUGCUAUAUUUGUUUAUCGGAUUAUGAGGAAGGCGACAAAUUAAGAGUUCUGCCAUGCAAUCACGAAUAUCACGUUUCUUGCAUUGAUAAAUGGCUGAAGGAAGUAAAUAGGGUAUGUCCACUCUGCAGACACGAUGUUUGUGGGGCCGGUGGAGAAUGUUCCGGAACAAACGCAGACGUAUCGACACAAUAAUGGCAAAAAUGUAAAUAGAUGUUUAUAGUAAGUAAUAUAUACUCUACCAUGUUUACUUAUAAUUAUACCUUCUUUAAAAGAAAAAUGUGAUAUUUGCUGAAGUUUCUAUAUUUGUUUGUAGAAUAAUGUAAUACAUAAAUAACAAUAUUUACAAGUUCACUAAUGUGAACAUUGUUGAUGGAAAUUGUGAGAAAAGGUUGACUUGGAUUUAAUUA